This is a messenger RNA of Capronia epimyces CBS 606.96, 504 nucleotides long. RefSeq lists its product as uncharacterized. Gene Ontology annotation, molecular function: carbohydrate:proton symporter activity. Gene Ontology annotation, biological process: carbohydrate transport; transmembrane transport. The coding region runs from base 1 to 504 and encodes 167 amino acids. Gene Ontology annotation, cellular component: membrane. Lineage: Eukaryota; Fungi; Ascomycota; Eurotiomycetes; Chaetothyriales; Herpotrichiellaceae. The record is from RefSeq and is a predicted model, not a curated record. The transcript is spliced from 3 exons.
AUGGGUCGCCUCUACAACUGGGGCUGUGCCAUGGUGGCCGGGUCGGGCAGCAUCCUCUACGGAUACGACGCCGCCAUCAUUGCAUCCACGUUCGCUCAAUCCGGAUUCAUCGACUAUUUCAAGCCAAGUGCGACUGUCAUGGGGGCUAUUGGCUCCAGCUACUUCGGAGGUGUCGUUCUCGGCCUGGUGCUCGUCAGCUUCGUCGCCCAACGGCUGGGCAGGAAACGAUCGAUCCAGCUCGGCGGCCUCAUCGGACUGGUCGGCGCCAUCAUGCAGACGGCAGCGCAACAUAUAGCCGUCUUUUUCGUCGGCCGCGUCAUCGCCGGCAUGGCAUCCGGCGUCAUGCUGACCACGGUCAAUGUCUACCAGUCCGAGAUUGCGCCUCCGAGCGAACGUGGCGCCAUGGUGGCAUUUCAGCUCUUGGUGCUUUCGGCUGCCGGAGGACUGGCGUCGUGGGUUGGCUUCGCCUGCAGCUACUCGACCAAUGCCGCUUUCUCAUGGUAA